Molecule: messenger RNA, 813 nt
Organism: Nyctereutes procyonoides (raccoon dog)
Lineage: Eukaryota; Metazoa; Chordata; Mammalia; Carnivora; Canidae
Gene: CER1
Product: cerberus 1, DAN family BMP antagonist
Exons: 2
Coding region: 1-813 (270 amino acids)
Biological process (GO): signal transduction involved in regulation of gene expression; determination of heart left/right asymmetry
Molecular function (GO): morphogen activity
Source: RefSeq, a predicted model, not a curated record
AUGUGUCUGGUCUUACUUCUGCUGCUGGUGCUCCUGCCUCUAGGGAAGGCUGCACAGCAGAGGGAUGGCCGACAAACUCAGAGCUCUGUUUCCCCUGUGAUCCUAGAAAGGAAUCGCAGGGAGCUCCCCAUUGGCAACCACGAGGAAGCUGAGGAGAAGCCAGAUCUUUUUGUUGCGGUGCCACACCUCGUAGGUGCAGGAGAAGGCCAGAGGCAGAGAGAGAAGAUGUUGUCCAGGUUUGGCAGGCUCUGGAAGAAGCCUGAGCGAGACCUGCACCCAUCCCAGGACUUGGUCAGUGAGCACUUCCCACCUGGGACCCAUGCCCUCACUCAGCCAAAAGAUGGGAUGCAAAUGGAGAAAUCUCCUCUUCGGGAAGAGGCCAAGAAAUUCUGGCACCACUUCAUGUUCAGAAUGAGUCCGGCAUCUCAGGGGAUCAUCCUGCCCAUCAAAAGCCAUGAAGUGCAUCAGGAGACCUGUAGGACAGUGCCCUUCGGCCAGACGAUCACCCAUGAAGACUGUGAAAAAGUAGUUGUACAGAACAAUCUUUGCUUUGGGAAAUGUGGGUCUGUUCGUUUUCCUGGAGCUGCACAGCACCCCCACACCUUCUGCUCCCACUGCUCACCUGCCAAGUUCACCACGAUGCACUUGCAGCUGAACUGCACUGGCUUUGCCCCUGUGGUCAAGGUGGUGAUGCUAGUGAAGGAAUGCCAGUGCAAGAUGAAGACUGAGCAUGAGCAUGGACACCUCCUACAGGCAGGCUCCCACGCAGAACUUCAUGCCCAGGAUCCCUUCAUCCCAGGAUUUUCCACUUAA